Cantharellus anzutake is the source of this 2556-nucleotide messenger RNA. RefSeq names its product Sodium/hydrogen exchanger family-domain-containing protein. Gene Ontology annotation, biological process: proton transmembrane transport. Gene Ontology annotation, cellular component: membrane. Gene Ontology annotation, molecular function: antiporter activity. Lineage: Eukaryota; Fungi; Basidiomycota; Agaricomycetes; Cantharellales; Hydnaceae. Bases 1 to 2556 code for a protein of 851 amino acids. The record is from RefSeq and is a predicted model, not a curated record. The transcript has 10 exons.
AUGAUUGACCUCGUCAAGCGAGCCGCCAGCUCGCAAGCUGGUAUUAUUGAUGGCCUGAACCCAGUCAAGUUCGAUUCGACGGAUCCCAUUAAGCUCUGGAUUGUUCAAGUCGGAAUCAUCCUGAUUUUCACUCAGCUGCUUGCAUACCCAUUGGCUCGUCUUCGCCAGCCGAAGGUCAUUGCGGAAGUGAUAGGGGGUGUUAUUCUUGGACCAACAGUGAUGGGAAGGAUACAUGGAUUUACCCCGAACAUCUUCCCCUCAGCAUCACUCCCAUUCUUGAACCUUACAGCCACGAUAUCACUCGUUUUGUACUUAUUCCUCAUUGGUCUUGAGAUCGACGUCGGGACCAUGAAGCGUAAUCUUCGUUCCGCCACACUCAUUUCGGCUGCCGGGAUUAUCGUCCCAUUCGGUAUUGGCGCAGGCAUUUCUGUUCCCCUGUAUCACCACUUUGUGAACGAGGAUAAGGUUUCACUUGGUCACUUCUUGUUGUUUACAUGUGUUGCCAUGUCAAUCACCGCGUUUCCUGUUCUCUGUAGGAUUUUGACGGAUCUCAAAUUGCUCGAGAACAAGAUCGGCAUAGUCGUUCUUGCAGCCGGAGUGGGGAAUGAUGUCAUCGGAUGGGUUCUACUCGCUCUCACUGUUGCUCUCGUCAAUGCCACCAGUGGAGUAAGCGCCGUCUAUGUUCUGCUUGCAGGUGUGGCGUGGGUCUUCUUCAUGCUCUACCCUGUAAAGUAUGCGUUUCGCUGGUUAGCAAAGAAGUCGGGGUCUCUCGAGACUGGGCAGCCUUCAGCGGUACUGAUGAGCGUUACUUUCUUCGUCGUGUUUAUCUCUGCGUUUUACACGGAUAUUAUUGGGAUUCAUGCUAUUUUUGGAGGGUUUUUGGCAGGUUUAGUUAUUCCUCAUGAGAACGGCUUUGCCAUUGCGAUUGUAGAGAAGAUCGAAGAUGUUGUGGUUAUUCUUUUGCUCCCAAUUUAUUUCACGCUCUCAGGGUUGAAAACCAACUUGGGACUUCUUAACAACGGUGUGACGUGGGGCUACACGAUCCUUCUCAUUGUAGUCGCCUUCGUCGGGAAAUUUGUCGGUUGUGCGGCUUCCGCAAGAAUAUCCGGUUUCAACGCUCGCGAAUCAGGAGCCAUUGGCUCGUUGAUGAGUUGCAAAGGCCUCGUGGAGCUCAUUGUUCUGAAUGUUGGCCUACAAGCUGGCCUUUUGGAUCAAAGAUUAUUCUCAAUGUUCGUUCUUAUGGCAUUGGUACUGACGAUGAUGACAACUCCAUUGACUCUAUGGAUGUAUCCACCCCGUGUCCGUGGUCGCAUGCAGCUAGAGCGUAUAGAUUCUGCGUCAUUAUCAGUGACAAGCCUGAAGCAAGAAGACAGUGGUUCCAAAUUCAGCCUCGUCCUCGAGCGAGUCGACCAGCUCCCAGGCGUCAUGUCUGUUAUGCACCUUUUUAACCCUCCUACUUCGGCGAACCGCCAAUUCAUCACGGUUGAUGCCCUUCGCCUCGUUGAGCUUUCCGAUCGUGCAUCUGCCGUGAUGCGGGGCUCGGAAAUCGAAGAGUUACUCCGCCGUGAUCCCAUCGCCAAGGUGCUCAGGACGUUCGGCAGACUUAAUCACAUUGCGGUGUCUUCACUUUCCCUCACUGUUGUGCCCCAAAGCAAAUUUGCUGAGAGCGUGGCUAGCUUUGGAAGGAGUAAGUCUGCGGAGCUAAUUGUUCUCCCGUGGAGCAUCACUCAGGGGACUACCCAUUUGAGCGAUGCGGACAAGCCGGCUUCGACCUCGUACAACCCGUUGCAGUAUCUCUUUGGGAAUGGCCAAGUGUCAGGCGAUGCGGAUGUUCAAUAUACGCAGUUUAUCAGACAGGUUUUUGUUGGUGCAUCUUCGGACGUUGGUCUCCUUGUUGAGCGCGAGCGCGAGGAGAGCCUAUCAUUAGAUCCCACGCAGCAUUUAGUCGUCCCCUUCUUCGGAGGCCCAGAUGAUCGUCUUGCUGUGGAGAUCGCUGUUGGUCUUGCCAAGCAGAAUCUGGGUGUCAUCAAGGCGACAAUAAUCAAGGUCACCAGGGUGGCGGACGAUGCAGAGAGCGUGGGCGGAAAGGAGCAACAUAUGGAGAAUCCGACUGUUGCUUCUGUUUCUCUUCCUGGAUUCCCUGAUACUGUGUACGCUCAACCUACUACGCAAACUCGUCUGAUCUCCCAGACUGCGGAUGAGAUGGCGUGGUCGAGGCUCGCGAAGGAUCAAGGAGACAAUGCGUCAUCCAACAUAUCCCUUGUCGAACAUCAGUCUGCGAAACCAUUACAUGCCAUACUCGAAAGGAUAUCGGAGAUAUCGUCAACAUCCCGCAAUCUUCUCGUCAUCGUUGGACGUGCUAGGCAGAUGGCCGCCCAGUCGCAUUACGCAGAGAUGCUUCAGUUUUCUGCUGGGCCCCAUGGCCAGUCGCUGAGCAGUGCGGGUUUGCUGAGGAAGACAGUCGGUGAUGUUGGUGCGGUCGUGAUUGCCAUGACUGGGCACCAAGUGCUGGUGCUUCAAUCAAAGCAUAUCAGAGUCGAGUCGGGCGAUGCUUGA